This is a messenger RNA of Purpureocillium takamizusanense, 6119 nucleotides long. RefSeq names its product inositol hexakisphosphate and diphosphoinositol-pentakisphosphate kinase (gene VIP1). The transcript has 5 exons. Gene Ontology annotation, biological process: inositol metabolic process; inositol phosphate biosynthetic process. NCBI's taxonomy places the organism in Eukaryota, Fungi, Ascomycota, Sordariomycetes, Hypocreales, Ophiocordycipitaceae. Gene Ontology annotation, molecular function: inositol hexakisphosphate kinase activity; 5-diphosphoinositol pentakisphosphate 1-kinase activity; diphosphoinositol pentakisphosphate kinase activity. The record is from RefSeq and is a predicted model, not a curated record. Gene Ontology annotation, cellular component: cytosol. The coding region runs from base 206 to 4945 and encodes 1579 amino acids.
GCUAUCACUGCCACGGCGACCUCCCGUCAUCCAUCACGCCUGGGCGGUUGUUGGCAGUGGCGGACAGACUUUUGCUAGCACCAACGCCGCUGGGGCCGACUGGAGCAAACUGGAGCAGCCCACCACACCCACCAGCAGUGCCGUCCACCACCGACCGACCAAGAGGACAGACGGGAGCCCACCCGGGCCUCACAAAAUCGCCGCCAUGGACCGACCGCGAUCGACCGUUUCUUCCUCUUCCUCCUCCUCCACCGCCGCUGUCGCCAUAGACGGGUCACUCAAUCGCUUGUCAGCGUCAUCAUCCGCCGUCGCCCCCUCCGCCCAGGACCUCGCGGGUGGUAACCACUCGAGCUCCCUCCCCAGCGCCGCUUCGCCUGCUGCCUCUCAGCAAAGGCAGCCACGACCCCAGCAACACGCUUCAGCGCAUACCCGCAGCAUCUCGUCCUCGUCCCUGGCUUCCAGCUCCAUCGCCAGCAGAAAGAGCCGCUAUGCUGAGCCUGGCACCGCCGAGGUACACGUCGAGAGAUCCAACGUCUCUGCCUCUUCGAGCUCCCCGCCCAUAUCUGUAAGGGGCUCCCGCUCCAUUCUGCAGCAAAGUCGCAGGCAGUCUGGAGUCUCUGACACCUGGGGCGAGGAUCUCGUCUUUGGCGACCCGCAAUUCUCCGUCCUCGACGACACCGAGACGCCUCGUAUACGGGCCGCUUCAACCUUCGACACCUCCUACCACGCCUUCCUCCCCGAGCCCGCCUUGACCGCCCGAUCUUCCCUGUCAGACAUCCAGGCUAGGCGACUGUCAGGAAACUCCAUAUACUCCCUUGCCUCUGCCCGUGGCAUCUUCAAUUCGUCGCCUUCAGCACAAGGGUCUGAACCUGGUGCUCCUGCUCGUUCGGUCCCAAGCCUCAUGACCUCGGCGAAGGGUAUAAGCUCAUCGCCCUCCGAAGCCGGCGUUUCUAGUAUCACCGUGACCACCUCGACAGGAACCCAGCCCGGCCAUAACUCAGGAUCCGGACAGCACAAUUUGACGCCGAGAGAUCCGCAUGCGCAACCCCUAGAUCUCAUGCGACGUAGCCAAAGGAUGGAGUCCAACAUACGUUCUCAGCCUGACCGGUCCCGGAGCAGGGCCAAAAGGAGGUUCAGUGGCAGCACUGCGAACAGUAGCCACAGUCCAAGCAGCGACCGCGGGCCGCACCACCGGGAGAAGGAAGAAGUCAAGCCUGCUCCUUGGGGUGUCAUUGGAAUAUGUGCCUUGGACGUCAAAGCAAGAAGCAAGCCCAGCCGGAAUAUUCUCAACCGCCUCAUUUCCAAUCGCGAAUUUGAUGUGGUCGUAUUUGGGGACAAGACCAUUCUCGACGAAGAGGUCGAGAAUUGGCCCAUUUGUGACUACCUCAUAUCCUUCUACUCUGAUGGCUUCCCUCUGGAAAAGGCCAUCGCCUACGUUAAAACGCGAAAGCCCUUUUGCGUCAAUGAUGUGCCCAUGCAAAAGAUCCUUUGGGAUCGGCGCGUUUGUCUCCGACUACUAGAUAAGAUUCAGGUACGCACGCCCAAGAGGCUUGAAGUCAGUCGAGACGGCGGGCCACAAGUCCUCAACGCCGAAAUGGUCAAGCACAUCAAGGAUAUUUCUGGCAUCACUUUGGAACCCAUCGACCCCAACAAGCAGACCCCUCCACGCGAUGUUGAGUUGGUCGAUAACGGCGACGUUUUGAGUGUUGAUGGUGCCUUGCUGAAGAAGCCCUUCGUAGAGAAGCCAACCAGCGGCGAAGACCACAACAUCAUCAUAUACUUCCCUACCAGCACAGGUGGCGGUGCGAGAAAGCUCUUCCGCAAGAUUGGAAACAAGAGCUCCGACUAUGUCGCCGACCUCAACGUACCAAGAGCUAUCACUGAACCCGGCAGCAGCUAUAUUUACGAAAGCUUCAUGCAGGUCGACAACGCCGAGGACGUCAAAGCAUACACAGUUGGACCGCACUAUUGCCACGCCGAGACACGGAAGUCCCCGGUAGUCGACGGCAUUGUGAGGCGAAACACCCACGGCAAGGAGCUACGCUACGUUACGGCUCUCAACACCGAAGAAAAGGAGAUGGCCAGUCGAAUUUCUACGACUUUCGGGCAGCGUGUGUGCGGCUUUGACCUCCUGCGAGCUUCAGGAAAGAGCUAUGUCAUUGAUGUCAAUGGUUGGAGUUUCGUCAAGGACAAUGACGACUACUACGAGCACUGCGCCAACAUCCUCAAGGAUAUCUUUGUCAAAGAGCGCUUGCGUCGUGGCGGCGUGACGCCGCCUCUGCCGUCGCCUGCAGCUUCUGACGUGGACCCCCUCGCCCGUGCAACCCAGGCCAUCAAGGAUCGCGAGCAGCAAGCUACGUUAUCUCCUGCCCCCGCGCCCAAGUCGACGAACGGAAAUCACACCGCGCACUCCAGUGUCGAACUUCAGUCCAGCGACUGCGCCCUUCUACCGCCCAGCGAGGCGCCUUCUUCCAGGGCAGACAGCUCGCUUGGUUCCAUGGCGCAGAGCACCGCGCCGAGUCCAAAAUUACCUCCGCCUCCCCCGGAGGUGAGCAAUCACGAAUCCGCAUCUGCCUCGGCUUCCAUCAAGACUUCUGCAACAGCCGCCACGUCGCAGCAACCGCAAGGAGAGGAGCCAGCCGCGGUUCCACCGCCUCCGAAGCAUUCCUGGAAGCUCAAAGGCAUAGUAUCAGUCAUCAGACAUGCAGAUCGUACUCCAAAGCAAAAGUACAAAUUCACUUUCCACACAGAGCCCUUCAUUGCCCUUCUCAAGGGCCACCAGGAAGAAGUCCUUCUCAUUGGCGAAGCUGCCUUAGCCAGCGUCAUUCAGGCCGUUGACGUUGCCUAUGAGGCUGGGAUCGAGGACAGAGUCAAGCUGAGGGCACUACGUAACGCGCUCAUCAAGAAGGGAAGCUGGGCUGGAACCAAGGUUCAGAUCAAGCCCAUGUUUCGCAAGAAGAAGACUGAGGAGGCAGAGUCACACGUUCACGAAAUGCCCGAUGUGGACGAGACACGGGAGGCGAUUGUUCCACCCAGCAACGGCGAGUGCCCAGGUCAUGACAUCGAUACUCAACCUCCAUCAAGACGGCAUGAUUCGGUCUCGGGCGUUACCAUGUCCAAAUUCACGGCAGCCGAGGAGCGCCUGGUACUCGACAAGCUCCAGCUUAUUGUCAAGUGGGGAGGUGAGCCCACCCACUCAGCACGCUAUCAAGCCCAGGAGUUGGGAGAGAACAUGCGCAACGACCUGAUGCUGUUAAACCGAGACAUCCUUGAUGAGGUCCACGUUUACAGUAGUUCAGAACGGCGCGUGACUGCCAGCGCACAGAUUUGGUCCGCGAGUUUUCUGGACAGAAAGGAUAUGCCUGAGGACUUCAUCACCAUUCGUAAGGAUCUGCUAGACGAUUCGAACGCCGCAAAGGACGAGACGGACAAGGUGAAAAAGAAGCUUAAGGGGCUUCUACGGAAAGGAAAUGAGCGUCCAGCACAGUUUGCGUGGCCCGAGAACAUGCCAGAGCCAUCUGAAGUGCAAACGCGGGUCGUACAACUAAUGAAUUUCCAUCGGCGCGUUAUGCAUUAUAAUUAUGGAAAGCUUUACAGCGGCGCAGCGACGUCUCUCAGCUCCAUCUCAAACCCUAGCACCGAGAAGUUGACAGGCGAGGGUUCUAGCACAUCAAUAUCGUCGGCUUUGUCUCACGCGAACGCAGUCAACAACAUCCAGUCACGGUGGUGCAGCGGCGAGGAUGCAGAGCUAUUCCGCGAGCGGUGGGAGAAGCUAUUUGCCGAAUUCUGCGAUGGCGAGAAAGUGGAUCCUAGCAAAAUUUCUGAGCUGUACGAUACGAUGAAGUUUGAUGCUCUGCACAAUCGUCAGUUCUUGGAAUGGGUUUUCACGCCUCCAAAGGGCAUGCUCGAAGAGGAAUAUGGCGUCAAGGACGGCAAAGGCAGAGACCUUGACGAGGGCAAGGCAUCCGAGGAUUCAAAGGGCGAGAAGAGUCAGAAUGGCUCCCCGGAGGGAUCCGACAAGGCCGAUCCAUCCAGCCGAGGGGCCAGCGUGAGAAAGCUUUUCCGCAGACGGUCGUUCCUCAAUGGACUGAGGCACCUCAACGAAGAAGGCCCCCCCGAGCAAUACUUCCGCCUAUACAAGGGAACGCACCAGACUUCGCAAAAGCCCGAUCCUCGAAACGACCCAUUGCAAGAACUGUAUCGACUCGCCAAAGUCCUGUUUGACUUCAUCUGUCCUCAGGAAUACGGAAUUUCCGAUAGCGAGAAGCUCGAGAUCGGUCUCUUGACCUCGCUGCCCCUUUUGAAAGAGAUUGUUCAGGACCUCGAGGAGAUGCAGGCCUCCAAUGAUGCCAAAUCCUUCUUCUAUUUCACCAAGGAGUCUCAUAUUUAUACUUUACUCAACUGCAUCAUCGAAGGCGGCAUCGAAACCAAAAUCACGCGCAGCACGAUACCUGAGCUAGACUACCUCUCGCAGAUCUGCUUUGAACUUUACGAGUCUGAGAUGAAACCACCCCCCGAAAGCGUUGCUGCCGACACUCCGACCUUUGCCUACAGCAUUCGCAUUACUCUCAGCCCUGGAUGUCACGUCUUCGAUCCCUUGCAUGUUCAGCUCGACAGCCGACAUUGCAUUGGUUGUGCUCCAAGGCGUAGUUUGACCCCUCACAUCGACUGGCUUCAGGUCAUCAAGACUCUUCGAGCCAAGUUCAACCAGGUCAAAUUGCCCAAGACGUUUUUGGCCGUCAAUCUUUCUGAUGCAUUCACAUUUGAGGAGCAGGAGCGGAUGGCAAAUGACAAUGACUUGCUCGAGAUGAAGACGGUACCACCGAAGGACCUGUUAUCAGGAGGGCGGGACAAGGUGACUGAGACGGGCGAAGACGAUACGUCCACUGACACGACUUCGGCUAAACCCGGCCGAGACGUGACGCCAACGCCCGCAGCCGUCUGAACAUGGGAAGUGUGCUGAGCGUGGCGGCCGUUGAUGCCGGGGGCGUCCGGCAAGUUCAGCCCCUGGGUAGCUGAUAGGGCGGCACAACGAACCGUCCCGCAUGACAGCCACUCGUCCGACUAAGCGGUGUUGACCACAACAAUAUGGCCCCGGCAACGUUUGGCUUCCUCGGUUGCGGGACGUGGGGGGCAAUGAAGGAUCUGCGCCUGCUCCGAGCCAGGAUGGGGACAAGGCAGUGAGUGCCUGGCCAGACGAUUACGGGAGUAGCGGCAUAGCAGUGGACGCAGCGUGGCGUUGUUGAUGUCUGCAGCGGUCGGGUGACAGCGAGCGACAACGGAAUUGGUAGCCAAGCAUUCGCCCAGCGAGGCCGGCACGCUUUGCCGGGGACGUCAUGGUUUCGGCUGCGGCAUGUAGUAUAUUGUGUACAGUAUGCUCACCCAAUUGCGCAGUGGUCUGACGAAGAGGUAGACAGGGCCACAUCGGCACGGUUACAUAUCGACCAGAGGGUAGACAGACCGGCGCAAAGAGUGUCCUUGUGUUGAUUCGCCAGAAGCAUGAGUGCGGCAAGACUCAGGCGGCUAGGGAAGUCACGUUUCGUCUGGACCGGACUAUUGUCUUGUGCGUCGAGAGCGCAUUCUCUUGCUUCCCCCUUCGAAGUCCGUAUAAAGCACCUACUGCUCCGACCUCCUAAGGCACGCUGCGCACUGAGUGAAAGCCAGGGGUGCCAGCCCUGUCCAGCCCAUCGGCGCUUCUAGAACGGCAGAGAAAGGAGACAAGAGACAACGGGCCCGAGAACACGGACCCGGGGUCAAACCCACGCCGCUUCAGGCUUAGACAGGACUAGCGCAGUCAUAGGCAGCCCUGUCUGGCUCAUGGCUGGCAAGGCCGGCCCGGCCAGGUGGUGCGCCAAAUGUGACGGCACACACCCCGGUUGGGGGGGGAGAGGGGGAGGCCGGGUGGUUGCUGGUGCUUGGCGCGCGGCCUGGGCGCCGACGAGAUUCCUGGAAUCAGAAAUGUUCAUCGGACGCAGCCCCCGACAUGGGUGGAGGGCGAGGGGGAACCAAGAGGACGAGUGGUUUCGUUGCUCCAGGCACGUCACGGUGGGCGUGGGCGGUGGAGAGUUCCUCUUCCAGACGAGGUUCGUGCGAGACGUAGUAUACGAUAUGAGAAAAGG